UAAAAAUUAUAUUAAGAAAAGGAACACAACCUCUCGAUAAAAUAUCAGAAAUACAUUAUAAAAAUAGCAAAAAAACAUCCAUUUUUCUGUUUGAAACUAGAACGGAGAUCCAAUAAGGAAGUAUUGGUGUUUUUCAUCAUUUAGUUGAAGCAAAAGAGCAAAGAAUGAUUGAUGAUAGGAAGAAGAGAUAUCAGUGGUAGAGGAGAGUAAAACAACGGACUGUAGGUUCUAGAAAAUUUUCAUUGACAAUUCAAUUUGGAAGUUUAUUUAUUUAUCUUCUGGGUAUUAUGCUCUUACAAUCAUCAUGAUUCAUGAAAAGGACUGAUCAAGGACUUUGAGAGACCAACAAACUAUAGCAAUGGCGAGCAACAGUCAAAAUAUUUUGCCAAAAGAUUUGGCAAUUGAUAUUCUCACACUGUUGCCAGUUAAAAGUCUAAUGCGGUUCAAAUGUGUUUCCAAAUCUUGGUGUGCUACUAUAAGAAGUUCUGAUUUCAUUUCUCAGCACUUUAAGAAGAAAAACAGUUGUCAUCUCCUUGUUCACUAUUACGUCUCUCCAUAUGCUGAUGAUUUGGUUGAACUUUUCUUAGAUGAAACACUAGAAGAUCUAUCACAUCAGCACUUUGGUCUACCAAUCCCAUUUUCUAAGCUUCAUGGCCCUUGCAAUGGCAUAUUUUGUGUAAGUGAUGGAUCGUCUUAUGCUCUGUGGAAUCCUGCAACUAAGGAAUUACAACAUCUACCAGCUACACUAGCUAAGCCCAGCCUUCCUGUUCCAUUGACUUCUGGGGGAGAUAUUUGUGGAUUUGGGUUGGAUCCCAUAACUAACAAUUUCAAGGUGCUUGUUAUUCAAGGAUUUUUAUCUGAAUACCACUUUUUUGCCCAAGUUAUGUUGCACACUUUUGGCACUAAUGUUUGGAGAGAAUUAGAAAUAGGCCAAGAUUACUCUUUGCCCCAUGGUACAUUAAGUCAAGAUUACGUUGUCACUUCUAGUUCAUGUUACACAUUCUUGAAUGGAGUUCAUUAUUGGUUGGCAUCACACAACUUCGAUAAUAGGAUCCUUUCAUUUCAUAUGAGCAAUGAUGAGUUUCAAGAGAUCCAAGUGCCAUAUUAUUCGCUUUAUGCAACACAUGAGACCCUUGUAAUAUACCAUGACUCAAUAGCUUUGCUUCUUUAUGAGAUGACGAACAAUAUUUUAGAUAUAUGGGUAAUGAUGGAAGAUGGAUCUUGGAUCAAACAAAUUACGGUUGGACCUCUUCCUGAGUUACUUUAUCCAAUUGGGUAUUGGAAGAAUGAUCAACUUAUUCUAGAAUCUGACACUGGUCAAUUGAAAUUAUGCACUCCCAACACCCAAGAAGUCAAGGAACUUAGGCUGAAGGGUUCUCCUUUGUACUAUGGGGUUUUUAUUGUUAAAGAAAGCCUAGUUUCACUCAAUCACAGAGAUGAGCAGCCGCAAUAUGUGGAAGAUUAAAUGACCUUUUGCUAAGAUUUUGUGCUGUACUGUGAUUUCUAGAUAAUCUGAAAUGUGGUGCGAGUUUAUUUGUGUCGUUACUUCUGAGCUUGCUGUGAAUCUACUGAUGUAUAUGAGCAACAAAGUAAUGACGUUGGGAGGAUUGAUAGUUUUCUAAACCAACCAUUAUUGAGUCAGUUGAGUAUUUGUUUAUCUUUAUAAUUUAUCUAUAUUAUGUAAAAAUAUGGGAAUUGGGGAGAAUAAUAGGAUUUCCGAUGUCGCUCUCAAUAAAAUUUAAAAUAUCUUAAAACA
Jatropha curcas is the source of this 1756-nucleotide messenger RNA. Its product is annotated as putative F-box protein At1g32420. Lineage: Eukaryota; Viridiplantae; Streptophyta; Magnoliopsida; Malpighiales; Euphorbiaceae. The record is from RefSeq and is a predicted model, not a curated record. Gene Ontology annotation, molecular function: protein binding.